UGGACAGAAUGAACUGCGACAAGGUAAUGGACGUCGAGACGGUCGACAACAUGAAGACGGCUGGCAAGAUCACCGUGGUUCUGAUCAUCUUCGCAGCUCUGGCAGUGCUGGCUGUGCUGGCAACAGUGGUCGCCUGGAAAGUCUACAGAACACUAAAAGAGAAGGGUGUUUUUGAAGUCAAAGCUCCUACAGAAGACCUCACAAACGACGCUGGUAAUGUUGAUGACACAAUGGAACUGCUACAGAACUUGGAGACCCAUGGCGAGAAGUCGACCAAGUCGAGGAGAAAGCCAAAACGGAGGGAUGCUGCAAAGAGUGACAGGAGCAGGAAGAAAACUGAUGAGGCGUACGAGGAGGAGCAA
Geodia barretti is the source of this 362-nucleotide messenger RNA. Lineage: Eukaryota; Metazoa; Porifera; Demospongiae; Tetractinellida; Geodiidae. The record is from the annotation of a GenBank genome assembly.